CCACAUAAUAACCGUUUAACAUCAUUCUAUAGUGAAUUUUCAGUAGAACAGGAUAAACAUGUCUACCUUUGCCUUCCUCCUUCUUUGCGUGCAGGCUUGCCUCAUCCAUAAUGCGUACAGCGCAUGCAUUGGAACUGGUUACUACGGUGGUCUUGGUUACGGCUAUGGAGACCUUGCCUACGGUGCGGGUUGGGAUGGAUACGGUCUAGGCGGCAUCGGUUGCGCCGGUCUUGGUUAUGAUGGUUUCGGAUACGGCGGCUUCGGUUACGGCGGCCUUGGUUAUGGCGGCUUUGGUUACGGAUAUGGUGUCGGUUAUGACGGUAUCGGUGCUGGUUACGGCGGUGCUGGUGUUGGUAACGUGGCCGUCGCCGGUGAGCUGCCCGUGGCUGGUACCACCGCCGUCGCCGGUCAGGUGCCCAUCAUCGGCGCCGUAGAGUUCGGCGGUACCGCGGCUGCUGCUGGUGCUGUCUCCAUCGCUGGACGUUGCGGCUGCGGCUGUGGUGGACCCUACGUCUAUUGAUUUGAUGCAAUAAAAUCAUCCAUGGUAAUCACUUUUCAACCCCUAAACGAAGCAAAUACAAUUUACUGAUUACGCA
Molecule: messenger RNA, 596 nt
Organism: Manduca sexta (tobacco hornworm)
Lineage: Eukaryota; Metazoa; Arthropoda; Insecta; Lepidoptera; Sphingidae
Product: chorion class A protein L11
Exons: 2
Coding region: 59-520 (153 amino acids)
Biological process (GO): multicellular organism development; chorion-containing eggshell formation
Cellular component (GO): egg chorion
Molecular function (GO): structural constituent of egg chorion
Source: RefSeq, a predicted model, not a curated record